AUGGGCUGGAGCUGCGGGACUCCUGUCGUCUCCACCGUCGCCAACCUCCAUUGUCUGCCCAGGAGAACCCCAACUUGGGGGCCGUGUUUCUCUGCCUCUGCUCGUCCUCUUCUUUCCCCUUCUUCAGAUUACCCUGCUCUCAGCUCCCCCUCUCAGCUGGCUCUCUCCCGCUGCGCCUACCUCCGCUUUGUCUUGAUCCCGGCUCCCCGCCGGAGCUCCCCCUGCUCCUCCCAGAGGGGCGGGAGGCACCUCCCAAAGGUCUCGGAGUACGUCUUCCCGGAUCCCAUCCCCGAGUUCGCAGAAGCUGUGGGUUCUCUCUCUCUCUCUCCACCUGGGUGUUCAUUUUUUCUUUUCUCUCAGUGAGAUGAUUCGCCUUUCUUCCUCGGGGCACUGUAGAAUGAUCGGCGUGCCGCAUCUGUUCUUGAUCGGGUUUUCCAUCUUGUAUCUCAGGAGACUGACAAGUUCAGGAAGCACAUGAUGGAACGGCUCUCCAAGAAGGACAUAUUCGGGAAUUCUUUGGAAGAAAUCGUCGGAAUCUGCUCGGGGGUCAGUUUGUCCUCUCUUUCACCAAGAACAUAAAUAUAUAUGCACUCUUGCUUUCAAGAUGGUGGAGAGGUACAUGUUCCAGCAUGCUUAAUGGUUCACUGCCUUCCCCAGCUGUGUACCUGUCUGAGCUUUGCACAGUUCUUUCCUAAAUUAGGUUUUUUUCAUAUUCAUAAACCUAACGAAAACUUUGUGAAUUGGGAUAAACAUGUGUUUCAUAUGUGACAUUUUCCUAUGUUUUGUGUAUAUUUUUCAUGAAUACUUUGAUCUCUCUUCUGGGGUAAGAAAUCGUACUUCCUUGUGAACUUGAUUCUGAGGAAGCACGUGAUCAUGCUGAACUAGUAUAUCCAGUACAAACGAUCCAUCCGCAUAAUCUUCCUAAAUCUUUCAAACAUAGAAAUAUAAAUAGCCCAGGGAGAAAUAGCUUUAGAAUGGUUUUCUAUUGGAGGUGCUCAUCAGCAGUAGUCUCUAUUUAUAAAAACUUGGGAGACUAGUCGCUGCCAAACAACACCCAAGUGAGAAUGGUCUCUGUUGCCAAACCCCACAUAAUUUCAACAUUUUUGACCUCUUCAUUGCUACAGAUAAUUGAAACAUUCAAAGCCAAACAGCACCCAUUUUGCAUGCUUUACUGUGUUUUGUGGUCAGUUUCAUGCGUGAUCGGCUUAAGAGUCCGUACUAAAAAAAUGGAAUUUGAUUUUGAUUAUGGAAUCAUUUAUGUUAUGAGCCAUUUUAGCUUGGAUUCUCACUUACCGUUUCCAGUGUAAAUCAUGGACAGAUUCUGAGUGAAUUCUUGCACACAGAGUACGGAGGCCCUGGGACCCUUUUAGUGAUCCCAUUCAUCGACAUGGCCGACACAAUCAAUGAAAGGGGCCUGCCCGGGGGCCCUCAAGCUGCCCGGGCCGCAGUUGUGUGGGCUCAAAAGUACGUUGACAACGACUGGAAGGAGUGGACAGGUGCUGCAACUACCAGGUAG
Spirodela intermedia is the source of this 1516-nucleotide messenger RNA. Lineage: Eukaryota; Viridiplantae; Streptophyta; Magnoliopsida; Alismatales; Araceae. The record is from the annotation of a GenBank genome assembly.